Molecule: messenger RNA, 1092 nt
Organism: Colossoma macropomum (tambaqui)
Lineage: Eukaryota; Metazoa; Chordata; Actinopteri; Characiformes; Serrasalmidae
Gene: mrpl45
Product: mitochondrial ribosomal protein L45
Exons: 8
Coding region: 65-1012 (315 amino acids)
Cellular component (GO): mitochondrion
Source: RefSeq, a predicted model, not a curated record
ACUCGGCGGCGCUAUUGAGGCUUCCACGUAUCUGGUAACAUCAUAGAAGAAGUUGGGGACGAUCAUGGCGACGUCCAUCUGUAGGACGUUAAAAUUUCUUAAUCAGUCGACAUGUAACAGUUUAAAGGCUGUCGCACCCUUGCUGGACGUGCAGUUCCCCCAGUCUGUGGUGAUUCCUAUCCGGACAAAGAAGCGGUACUUCAUCCCACCCGCAGUGGGCCUGAAGGAGAAGAGCCAUGCAGAGCAGGAGGCAAAGGCACGGGCUGCAGGUGUGGUCAUCAGGCAGGAGUACAUGGAGAGAGCCAUCAACGUUGCAUGCACAGCUGGAAUCGUUGAUCCGUACGUCCCUCCCGAGGGCGAUGCUCGGCUUUCCACUUUGUCCAAAGAGGGCCUGAAACAGCGCGCAGAGCAGCUGCGACAGAGUGCUGCCUCACAGUUGGCGAUACGUAAAAUAAAGGAUCACGAUUCGGAGUUUUCUUCUAAGGACUUUGCUGUGCGAGCUCAGGAAAUCUUUAUUGAGGCUCAUUUGGCCCUGACCCAGUUUAACAAAGAGAAACUCCAUUCUUUGGUCACAGAAAGGUGUUACCCCGAAAUGGUUCGAGGCAACCGGUAUAAAACGCUGCGCUGGCGCUUUAUUGAGUCAUUGGAGCCGCCACGGGUGGUUCAUGCCCGAUGCCCUGACAUGGUCAGCAAAGGCAAUCUGUAUGGUCAAGUGACAGUCCGCAUGCACUCCAAACAGACACUGGCAAUCUAUGACCGAUUUGGCCGGUUAAUGCUGGGAAAUGAGGAGGAACCCAGAGAUGUUUUGGAGUACCUGGUAAUGGAGAGGCACCUGGUCAACCCCUAUGGCCGCUGGAGGCUACAUGGCAAGAUUGUGCCUGCCUGGGCUCCACCUAAAGACCCCAUCAUUAAGACUGUUAUGAUCCCAGGACCCAAGCUUAGGCCGGAUGAGGAGUUUGAUAGUCUCAAUUAUGAGGUACCCAAGCCCAUUGCAGUGCAGUGGCACAAAUAAUCCAGAGGGUGGCGCAUCAAUCCCCUAUGUCCAGGCUCAGUAUUGACUUUUGAAAUAAACUAUUUCCACUAAAUAUCAAA